This is a messenger RNA of Zootermopsis nevadensis, 3030 nucleotides long. NCBI's taxonomy places the organism in Eukaryota, Metazoa, Arthropoda, Insecta, Blattodea, Termopsidae. The record is from RefSeq and is a predicted model, not a curated record.
AACAGUUGAGUAAAAUAUGGCGUCUUGGAGGAAGGCUGUUCAAAUAUGUUGACGUUAAAUUGGAAAUAUUUCCGUUUUAGAUAUUUGUACAGUUAGUAUAGAAUGUCAGAACAAAAAAGAAAUACUUUGACAUCAUUAAGUACAAAUAAGAAGGAGAAGAAAAGCAAGGAAUUGUUAAAGACAGUGCGUUUUACACUUGGAUUGCCCGAAUCAAAUGAAGAGGCAUGUCCUGAGUUCCAUUACGGUGCUCUACUGAAUUCCGCAGAGAGGAAAAGGAAAGCAAAACUUAAGUCAGUUGGCCAAGUAAAUGGAGUCGAUCCACUUGCUGAAGAUGAUGAUGACAGAUUGAAAGAAAUUGCAAGGCAGUUUGAAGAGAAAUAUGGAGUUGGAGGUAAAAAGAAGCAUGGCCGGUACGAAGAUUAUGUUGACCUCGGUGCUGGAUACGAUGAAACUGACCCAUUCAUUGACAACACUGAUGCUUAUGAUGAGGUUGUUCCUGAGGAGAUGACUACAGCACAUGGUGGCUUCUACAUUAACUGUGGUGCUCUCGAGUUUAAAGAAAUAUCUGACCAGUCAGACGCCGAGGAAUUGAAGGAACUGAAAACAAAGAAGCGAUUUAAGCGUGUUUUAACUUUGGCAGAGGAGGAAGACGCAGAAAGGAGAAAAGUUGCAAACAUUGUUCAAAUUAAGAAACCAAAGGUGCAAGUAGGAGAGGAGGAAGAGGAACUUUAUAAGAAGAGAAAAUUAGUGUCUCAUGACCGGGAAAUCCUUAAGAAGAAAAAGAAGCGUGCUAUUGAUGAUUUGGUUAAAAAGAAGUCUGUUACGGUGAAGGAUUUGCUGAGGGAGAAACGGGAGUCUUUGGAGCUGCAGACUGUAUCUGGUGUACAGGUUUCACCAGAACAGAAGAAGCCGGCCGUCUCGAGUCCUGCUGCCGUCGCGAAACCAAGUAACACGUCCAUCACCGACACCAUUGAAUCGGUAGUCAGUGCAGCUCGAGAAGAUGAUACAAGCAAGGACAGUGCAAGUUCCAUCUCAAAGUCAGGUUCACUCAUUACAACAGACUCUGAAGAGAGCCUUGAUGUGGAGGAAAAGGAUAAGAGCUCAGCAAAUGAGGAGGUGAAACUUCCAGAUCAUCUGGAGGAGGAUCUGAAAGAAUUGGUUGUGGCAUUGAAGAGGCGUGCGUCCGAAUCGUCGGCGGAGGGCAAGUGCAAAUUUUUUUCCACAGAGGUCAACAAUAUGCUUUUGAGGUUGGAGCACAAAUGUCGAGUUUUGCCAUGCAGUGCUCGCCAGGCUGUGUAUGGUCAUUUGGCAACUUAUCUUCCUUGCACCAAGGACACCCUCAUCAAGAGGGCCAAGAAACUUCGGAUUAAAGCUGAAGAAGAUAAAAUUCAUGAGCUCAUGAGAAAAUUGAAAACUAUAAUUGAUAGAAUGAUGCCGGCUGUUUUGGAGAAUUAUUCAAAAGAAUGCCAAAGAGUUGCUGAAGAGAACCCACAAAUAUACUGGGAGUUAUAUAGGUACUACUGGGGAAUUGAAGAGUUGCCUUCGUUGAGCAGUGACAGUGAAGUUGGAGAUGGUGAGAACAAAACUGCUGUCCAGAAGUCCAGAGUCCCAAGGAGGAAGUUUCCAUUUACACAUGAAGUCAGGUCACUGCUGUGUGAAGUGGUCCGUAUCAAACUGCAAUGCCUGGAACUUGUUAAACCUCGCAAGGAAUCGGCUGAUUUGAAUUUACGUAACUUUCUGGAGAUGGAAGUGAAGCCUCUUUGGCAUCCUGGCUGGAUGAAGGUGUCCACCCUUCUGCGGGAGAGCAGGGAAGCCCAUGUCACUGCAGUCACGAAACAGAAGAAGUCUGCACCAGUUAAGAAACUUACAGCAGUGCCACCAUUGUACCAUGGGCCUGUAACUAACGCUCUAGUUCAAUCUAUCACUGCCUUUUCACAAACUUCUACUGCCAGCAGCAAUGCAAGAAUGAAGACAUCUCAGCCUGUAUCGAUCACGAUGACACCGGUGCCCGUAACUUCUGGCACUGGCAGUUCUACCUCUCAGAUACAAAAUACUGCCAAAAUGAAAUCUGUUGUCACUUCAGAAGUGAGUUCAGUGUUCCCUCAUGGUGUUUCAGCAAACGUUACAAUGAGGACUAAGUGCUCAACCCCUUCAUCACAGAUUUCUAAUUCUCAAGUACAUGUCGUCUGCUCCAGUUUGUCGGUGCCGUCGUCCGUUUCUCCUAGUUACAUUGCUAGCAGUGUUCGAAAUUCUCCCACUAGUACAAACUCUACUAAACUGUCAAGUUUGCAGGUGGUAACAUCACAUUCGGUUCCUAACAGGAAGAAAAGUGGCGGUGAUGUUACAAUAGCCAAGGUCCCAAACUUGUCAGGGAAGAGCAGUCCUAGUUUUCAGUCAGAGAAACAACUGAACUUGUCAGGUGUUAAGCAGAAACUAGCUGUUGAGAGAAUAUCCCCCAAAACGCUUGAUUUAUCAUCUUCCAAUGUAAGUAGAUCUGUCACAGUUAGCAGCAUCUCCAGUAGUACAAGUAAGGCUAAAAGUAGUCCUGUUGAGUCGAUUACUACAUCGGGUAACAUUCAGAAACCGGUGGCAGUGACUUCAUUACCAUUAAUGAACAUUCCUGAUUGCAUUAGUGUCACGCCUUCCUUGCCAUCGUCGUCUCAGUCUUCGGUAACUACGACCGUGUCGUCACCAAUCACCACAAAAUCCAUCAUGAAUCUGAAGCAACGAAUACUUCACGACACAAGUUUGGACCAGCCUAGUACCAUCACCAAAGUGAGUUCCAUGUCCGCAGUAAUGAAGGCGGAUGAUGAUGGGAUAGAAGUGAUCGAAAUCGUUAAAGAUGCACGCAAGAUGGAAGGCCCAAAGGCGGCUAUUAAACCGGUGGGGAAGAGUGAGAAUGUGACACAGCCAAGAAGUGAAUUCAAGAAAAAGAAGAAGGAAAUUUCAAAGGACCAUGUACCCCCUGUUACUUCCACCGCAAGUUCACCCCUAGAACAGUCUGCUUCGAUCGUCCCACCAGCGGCUUCG